Molecule: messenger RNA, 3017 nt
Organism: Ailuropoda melanoleuca (giant panda)
Lineage: Eukaryota; Metazoa; Chordata; Mammalia; Carnivora; Ursidae
Gene: SLA
Product: Src like adaptor
Exons: 8
Coding region: 244-1074 (276 amino acids)
Molecular function (GO): protein binding
Source: RefSeq, a predicted model, not a curated record
CGCCUUCCUCAUUUCUAGCAGAGGAAGUGUGUGGCCGGUUUAGCAACCGCUGUUCUUCUUGAUAGCCUGAGUUUCUCUACAACCGCGGAGGCCUGGCCACCUGCUCACUGCGCUGGAGACGCAGCAGCCGAUGGAGAGACGGUGACGGCGCUCCUGGCAGGCCCUCCGCAGCUACUCCCAGGGGAGACCAUGCCCAGCUUUUGAAGGCUUCGAGCAUCUUUGACAGCCCGGGGAGACAGAGCGAUGGGAAACAGUAUGCGAUCCACCCCAGCACCUCCCGAGAGACCUGUGCCCAGCCCAGAUGGACUGGACAGCGACUUCCUGGCCGUGUUGAGUGAUUACCCAUCUCCUGACAUCAGCCCCCCCAUAUUCCGCCGAGGGGAGAAACUACGAGUGAUUUCUGACGAAGGGGGCUGGUGGAAAGCCAUUUCCCUCAGCACUGGUCGAGAGAGUUACAUUCCCGGAAUAUGUGUGGCCAGAGUUUACCACGGCUGGCUGUUUGAAGGGCUGGGCAGAGACAAGGCGGAAGAGCUGCUCCAGCUGCCAGACACGAAGAUGGGCUCCUUCAUGAUCCGAGAGAGUGAGACGAAGAAAGGGUUUUAUUCCCUCUCCGUGCGACACAGGCAGGUGAAGCAUUACCGAAUCUUCCGCCUGCCGAACAACUGGUAUUACAUCUCCCCAAGGCUCACCUUCCAGUGCCUGGAGGACCUGGUGAAUCACUAUUCCGAAGUGGCUGAUGGUCUCUGCUGUGUGCUGACCACACCCUGCCUCACUCAGAGCUCGGCCACCCCGGCGGUGAGGGCCCCUGACUCACCCGUCACCUUACGCCAGAAGACCUUCGACUGGAAGAGGGUGCCCAGACUGCAAGAGGACCCCGAGGGAGCCAGGAACCCACUUGGUGUGGAUGAGUCCCUUUUCAGCUACGGCCUUCGGGAAAGCAUCGCUUCCUACCUGUCCCUGACCAGCGAUGACAACACCUCCUUUGAUCGAAAGAAGAAAAGCAUGUCCUUGAUAUACAGCGGGAGCAAGAGGAAGAGCUCCUUCUUCUCCUCACCACCAUAUUUUGAAGACUAGCCUGAGAAUAGACACCAUGGUGUGUACCCAAAAUAACAGAGGUUGGAACUAUCACCUGGGAUCUGGCAGGGAGGCACGGUUCCCUGGUCCUGGGGAACCGCACAUCUUCCAGAAGCCAAGAGAAGGCUGAUGGCGACUCGAACUCACAUCUUCUCUGUCCACAUCACGACAAAGGGAACCCCUCCCUGGUGUCUGAUCAGUACUGAGACAUCACGAAACGUUGAAUCACGAUGUGAUUGGGCAACAUUUCCGAAGAGCCCCGUGUAUGUGAGUGUGCUCGUUGUGUUUGUGGGAAAGAAAAAGACAUUAUCUCACAAGAAAGCGCACAAGACUGUUCAACGAACCGUCCAGAUGGUCACACUCUGAGCUCAUUGGAGAUAACUUCUGAACGAGAAAAGCCUGAGAAGAGGACGAGCCAAAAGUUGGGGCCUGGCCAGUCUAGGUUUGCAAACGGGUGCCCCGCAAUGAACUUUCCUAACCAAUCCACAAAGAGACCUUUGGGAUGCAGCUCCUCUCUUUUCAAGGGAAUUCAGUGACACUAAAUGUUCAUCUUCCUUAUCAUCCCUGAAUCAGGAGAUCCCGCUGGCCUGCUGGUGGCAGGGCUACAUGCACAGGAAUCAGACGGCCUCCCUCCCUCUGCAGAGGACAAGGCAAAGGGGAGAGAGGGAGGCUGCUUGUGGGAAAUUGGGAGGGUAGCCUUGGAGCCAUGCAAGCUUUCCUAGUGUCCCCAAUCGUGGCUUCGCGGCACAGAAAGAGCUUCCCUGACAGUGUCGGUUGAGACACCUGCCAAUACUAAUGUGUCCGUUGUUCACUCAUGAUUACCUGAAGAGCUAGCUGUGUUAAGUACCAUGUCAGGUAGAAAGAGGAAAGAAAAAGAAAAGAAAAGAAAAAAAGAAAAGAAAAGAAAAGAAAAGAAAAGAAAAGAAAAGAAAAAAGCAAAAAGAGGAGAAAAGAAAAAGGGAUCAGCAGAGGCACUCACAGUAUAGACAGGGAGAAAAGUCUAUAGACAAAGAUCAUGAAAGUGGGUUGUAGAAGGAGAAAUCAGCUCAUGGUUCCAGGGGGACUGGGUCAGGUACGGGUGGCCCAUGAGCUCACGUCUCAGCUGCAGACUUCGCAGAGGGUAAGUGCAGCUGGAUUGAGUAGACGAGAAUGGUCGGCUUUUUUGAAAACUGCAAAUGGAUUAAAUUCUAAAGAAUUAAUUCUAAUUCUAAACGAUUAAUUCAUUUACGUGAUUUUUUCUGUGUCAUCAGUAUUUUAUUCUAAGAAGGGCCUGGGAGCCACAUGAAGAAAACUGCUGAGCUCCGGGAAAGAAGGGAGGCAGAGUGGCUUUAAUUCUGUCCCACUAAUUUUAAGACAUGAGAGAGAAAGCACAGCAAAGUUCUAGAAAAUAAGUAUUUAUCUCGAGGCCGCCCAUCCGGAUCUUGUUAGGAAGGGGGCUGCAGAUGCUCCCAUGACUCAUUUUCCCCUGUUGCAAAGGGAUUCAGGGCGGGGGGAGGGGUGCCUGUGGAACCCUUCACUGCCUGAUAGGCAAUGUCUGUCUUUUCACCACGCGCAUUCCGCAUUCCGUAGAUCUGAGAUCACUGUGCGGGUGGUAUGUGUAAUAUGCAUUUACGUGAUUUUCUGUAUCAUCAGACUGGCGUGUUUAUACAAGAAGACAUUUAUGGUUUCCCCCAAGAAUCCCUAAAGGCCGUUUCAAGGGGCCAGCCGACGUGUGGGAAAUGAAUAUAACACUGUGGACGCUGAUUUCCACCGCAAGGCAGGGUUUUCCUCGCGAACGCCAGAUGUUUGUACGGUGUCAUAUGCAUUGUUUUCCGUUGUAACUAGUGUGCUGGGAACUUUUGGGGAGCACUCAGAGGCAUUUCUAAGUGGGAAGCAUUACACUUUGCUAAAUCAUGUAUUUAUUUCUGAUUAAAAUAUACCUAAUAAAUAUUUAACCCUUGGCA